Molecule: messenger RNA, 864 nt
Organism: Theobroma cacao (cacao)
Lineage: Eukaryota; Viridiplantae; Streptophyta; Magnoliopsida; Malvales; Malvaceae
Product: Yippee family putative zinc-binding protein
Source: RefSeq, a predicted model, not a curated record
UCUUGAAAUGGGUUAAUUAUUAAUGUCCCUGUUGCUAAUAUUAAUAGUUAAUACCAAUCCUGUCUUUGUCACGCCCAUUUGUUUAAUCAAAACUUCUAGUAUCUUAUAUGGAAUCUUUGCUCUCCUUGUAAUCCACGUUGGGUUAAUCUUGCACGCAAAUACCUUAAUUUAUUUCCCAAUCCUUUAUUGCAGUGUUUUAGCACCGAGGGUGUUUGAGCCUGAAAGUUGUUGAUCAAUGGCUGAAUCCUUCGGUCCACGAUUGUACAGCUGCUCGAAUUGUCGAAAUCAUGUUUCUCUCCACGAUGAUAUAAUUUCCAAGUCUUUUCAGGGAAGAAAUGGCCGUGCAUUUUUGUUCUCCCACGCAAUGAAUGUUGUUGUAGGACCAAAAGAAGACAGGCAUCUGUUAACUGGUCUUCACACCGUUGCCGAUAUCUAUUGUGCUGAUUGCCGUGAGGUCUUAGGUUGGAAGUAUGAGCGAGCCUAUGAGGUAUCACAGAAGUACAAGGAAGGGAAAUUUAUACUUGAGAAGGCAAAGAUUGUUAAGGAGAACUGGUAGCACCUGCACCAUGUCAGGGUUCUCGUUCCAUUUAUUCCUGUGUUGAUGUAAUUGUAUCAAUGCUUCACAUUGAUCUUGUACAGAAACUUGUCACCCGUUUGGAAAUUUGUCAUUGUUUCCCACUCUGCAUUCUUUACAUUGCGCAACGUCCACAGAAUGCAAGAUGGAUUGACCAUUCCCAUAUUAAUAAAUUGCGGUAUUGUCAACUACUCUCUACGACAUCUCAUUGUGUACUAUGGAUUCAGCAUUGUGUAAAUACCUGUGGUUAAAAUUGUUUGAAGAAUCUGAGACAUUGUUACUUUUUUCCA